Messenger RNA from Melozone crissalis (California towhee), 1246 nucleotides. It is a transcript of the gene PGP, whose product is annotated as phosphoglycolate phosphatase. The transcript is spliced from 2 exons. Gene Ontology annotation, molecular function: sn-glycerol 3-phosphatase activity. The coding region runs from base 1 to 1065 and encodes 354 amino acids. The record is from RefSeq and is a predicted model, not a curated record. Gene Ontology annotation, cellular component: cytoplasm. NCBI's taxonomy places the organism in Eukaryota, Metazoa, Chordata, Aves, Passeriformes, Passerellidae.
AUGGGGACGCGGUCCGUGCGGGGCGCGGCCAAUAGGGAGGCGCGGGCGGCGGGCGCGGGGCGCGGCGCGGCCAAUGCGGUGCGCGGGGCGCUCGGGCGCGGCGGCGCGGCCAUGGCGGACGGGAUGGCGGCGGGCGGUCCGCGGCGCUGCCGGCGGCUGGAGGGCGAGGCGGCGCGGGCCGCGCUCGCCAAUGCCGACACGCUGCUCUUCGACUGCGACGGCGUCCUGUGGCGGGGCGAGGCGGCCGUGAGCGGCGCGGCGACGGCGCUGGAGCGGCUGGCGGCGGCGGGCAAGCGGCUGUGCUACGUGACCAACAACAGCGGGCGGACGCGCGCGGCCUACACCGAGAAGCUGCGGCGCCUGGGCUUCCCGCCCGCCGAGCCCCGGCACAUCUUCAGCUCGGCCUUCUGCGCCGCCCGCUACCUGCGGCAGGCGCUGCCGCCCGGCGCCGCCGCCUACGUGCUGGGCAGCGCCGCGCUGGCCGCCGAGCUGGAGGCCGUGGGCAUCCCGCACGUGGGCACCGGGCCCGCCGCCCUGCCCGGGCCCGCGCCCGCCGACUGGGUGCAGGCGCCGCUGGAGCCCGCCGUGCGCGCCGUGCUCGUGGGCUUCGACGAGCACUUCAGCUACGCCAAGCUGUGCCAGGCGCUGCGGUACCUCCUGCGCGGCGGCCCCGAGUGCCUCCUGGUCGGCACCAACCGCGACCACCGGCUGCCGCUCGAGGGCGGCGCCGGCAUCCCCGGGACAGGAUGCCUGGUGAAGGCCGUGGAGACGGCGGCGCAGCGCGAGGCGUUCAUCGUGGGCAAGCCCAACCGCUUCAUGUUCGACUGCGUGGCGCAGGAGUUCCCGGUGGACCCCGCUCGCACCAUCAUGGUGGGGGACAGGCUGGACACGGACAUCCUGAUGGGCAACAGCUGCGGGCUGACCACGCUGCUCACGCUGACCGGGGUGACGGCUCUGGACGAGGUGCGGGGCCACCAGGACAGCGGCUGUCCCGCCAGGCACAGCCUGGUCCCCGAUUUCUACGUGGACAGCAUCGCCGACCUGCUGCCGGCCCUGGGGCAGUGAGGGGCCCGGGGCAGCCCUGCAGCAGCCCCUGGCAGUAACCCGCGCACUCACUAGGUACUCCCCGGGGUUAGAACCCUUCGCUUGUCUCCUCUCUGUCCUCUCGGUGUGAUUCUGUUUACAUCUCCGUCUGAAAUGCACUUUGAACAAAGGGGGCGUUACAGGGGCUGGGCUUGGGGCUGGG